AUGGGCUCAUACGAGAAGACGGUACCAACAAAUGGGAUAGAGGAACACCGCCACAGCCAAUACAGAGAUAGCAGUCAGAAUAUGGCUAUCUGCAGCUUUCAGAAAAAUUUAGAUGAGAAGAUGACGCCAGUUGAUUUGACGUCCAGGGUGCAUUACUCAAGCCAUGAGUAUGUUCCACAGUGGACAGAGGCAUUGCUGCAGGAGGAGGAGGAACAGCAGCAUACCGAGCAUAUUGAGGAGGGCCCCAGGGAAUUGGAGCCCCAUUAUAGACUCCAGAAGGCGGGCCUCCUAUGGGCCCACCAGAAUAGUACUGCUGGGAUGGGUAGGCACCAACAGGCUGACUCGGGGCAGGGUAUGUCGGGACAGUGGGAGCAGGUGGACCUGCUGCAGGGAAGAGCAGGAGCAGCUGCAGAGCUUGAUUUGGUCAGAGACUCUGGAAGCGUACCACCUAGUUCGGCCAAAAAAUUCUGGUACUCGUCGUCCAUUUUCUUGCCUGUGGUAUUCUUCACCGGGCAGUCUAUAGUAGGAUGUCCUCCGUCGCCACAAAUCUUACACAGUACGUCACUCUUGAACGUUGUCAGGCGGGAAGGGCACGAGAGCUGGCGAUGCCCAGGCUCACCGCACAACCUGCAAUACUCUUCGUCUCUAAUAGUACCAUUUAGUGCUGCAAGCUCCCUAAGCUGUUGCCUUUUGUGCUCAUUGAGAACCUCGUCAACAGGCUGCAGGAGCUUCUCGAGCAUACCCACAGCAGCAUCGAGUUCAGGCGAGGGCGACCUAGCCCCCUCUGGCCUAUCGUCCAAAGCUGUGCCAGAUUGCAACUUUCGGGUGAUCUCAAGCAACCUACUGUUGAGAGCUUGGAUCUCUGGAUCAAACUCGAUACCUCCAGUGAGUUCCUUCAUGAAUUCAGGCAGCUGGACCACGGGCUUAGGCUCGUCAUCCGCCCAUCUCGACUUCCUCUUCCUACUUCCGUUUCCGGAAUUAUCAUCACCAGUGCCGGAGGCGCUCUCGCUCGGUAGAGGAUCCCACCGGGACCGCCGUUUCCUCCGGCUGCUGGUUUCCUCUUCACCGCCAGAGAAAUCCUUGUCGGUUCCGCUGUGCGUGUUGGUUAGACAGUUCUCCGACAGCAACGGCUUAGGGAAAUCGGGCUUUGGGGCAGGGGUGGAAGUGUCGUCGGCGGCGGUAGCGGAGGAUACGUUUUCCGAUGAAUCUAGGGGUUUCGGAGUCAGGGUGAGGGCGGUUAUCGUGAUUAGGGAAGUGGUCGCUGGAAUUCGAGAGUUGAGAUUGGGGUUCAGAUGGCGAAUCCAUGCAGUUGGAUUGAAGGGCGUCGUGAGAGAGAUUUGA
Molecule: messenger RNA, 1341 nt
Organism: Striga asiatica
Lineage: Eukaryota; Viridiplantae; Streptophyta; Magnoliopsida; Lamiales; Orobanchaceae
Source: the annotation of a GenBank genome assembly